GAUAAAAAGUCUGCGUCCCUGAGAGGAGCUGCCGCGGUCGCACGGCGAUCUGGGGUCCAGGCGGCUCCAGCGUGUGACGCGUGCGGCCGGUCGCUCUGCAGGAGGCUGGAGAGGCGGGCGCGGGAGCGGUUCGGCCGGGCGGUGGAGCGCAGGGCGGCCGCGCUGAAGCUGAGGAGCGCCGCUCGAUCGCCGGUCUCCGGCCUGAUCGAGAACGCCGUGGUGGAGGUGUAUGAGCGGACCCCUUGCAUGCAGGCUUUCGCCACCAGCGAACAGAUGAUCGGGGAGAGCUGCAAGGCCCUGAAUAUUCUGUACGUGCACAGCGGGGUGUACCAGCCCAGCCUCGUUCACUGGCUGUUCCCCCUCCAGAUCGCCUUUCAACAGACCCCCGCCCAAGCCGAGCAUUGCUACGAGCUGUCCAUGUACCUGCACCUGCUGUCCCAGAGGUACCUCCCGAGCGGGGACGAGGUCCUGGCCAUGGCCGAGUCUGUGAUGAGCCGGCUGCAGGAGCAGGACCCCGAUCUCCACGCUCAUCUGCAGCUCUGCGCCUCCAGGAACUCAGUCCUGGACCCCGAGGAUUACGCUGUGGAGUGCCUGGCGAGGGAGAGGGAGAAGGUUCUGGAAGCUCUGGACGUCUCCGGCGUGUCAGACAGACACCUGGCCGCCACCAGGGAGCUCCUGGAGAACCCCGCCGUGUUCCUGCACAAAUGGAUCGGGGAGGGCCUGGUGGGGGUGCUGGACCUGCCGGCCGUCCUGCUGGCCUGGGAUCAGCUCUUCAUGCGGGACUGGAGCCGGAGGGUGAUGGAGGACUUCUGCCUCGCCCUCCUUCUGCUGCUCCGCGAGGCCCUGCUCGCUGCCCACGACUACCCGGCCCUGAGAGAGGUGAUGCUGGUCCACCCCAGCCACCUCUUCACGGCAGAUAUUCGGCGGGCUUGGGUUCACCUGCAGCAGGGGGGUCUGGCUGAUGACAUCCCAGGGCUGAACAGAUUAGACACGAGGUUUCUUUAUGGGCCAUCCCCCCAGGAGGCUGCACCGCACGAAUACCUGGGCCAGAUUCUUCCUAUUGGACUGAAAGACAUCAAUCUCCUUCUGAUUCUGGAUCUGCCUGAAAAAGCUCAAUUCCCUCAGGCCUGCCCGGCGGGGUUUGAUCCGCACGCUGUGAACGUCACGGCGACGGUGGUUCACGGUGAUGUGAAUUUGCAUUCUAAGCCCACUCUCCUGAAGCCAUCUGUCGAGGUGAAGUCACCCCGGAGACACUCCGCUCCCCCUGAAUACAGACUGCGCUACAGCGAUGUCCUGUGCUUUGAUUCGCUGGAUCUAUCAGACUUCAGAGGGAAGCUCUCAAAGAAGGACAGACCUGCUGUGGUCUUUAAAGUUGCGUACACUCAACAGGAGAACACCGGUUUUGCACCGAUGAUGCUGGGAUGGGCGAAGGUAGACAUCUUCAUCGAGCAAGAAGCUGGCGCCAGGAGAGUGUGGGCUCUCCCUGAGCUCACAUCCCCUGUGCCACUACUGCCAGGGGAGGCCCAGGGGUCCCCCUGGAACCACACCCUCUCACAAGGCCCAACAGGCCUCUUGCAGACGGGCUCAGAACUCCAGAUGACUACUUUUGACCCAUCAAGAGAAACCCAAAGGCUGCUCAAAACCAUGAGUGAUCCGUCUUCUGAAGAAUCUCCAUUCCAAUAUCCCCCCUGGAUCCCCCACAAUCCUUCACUCUCUAUCCCUCGCAAGUCCAGCACCCAGCAGCCUUUUGACCUGUAUAUCGAUUCAGUGCAUUACAUCCCCGACAAUGCCUCCAUUAUAAAGGUGACAGGCGCACUCCUGCACUCGGGGUUGGAGGACGUGCCUGAGAUCCAGGCCCUCCCUGACCUCAGCUCCUCAGCCCGGAGCCCGGACUUCAGCUUCCGCCUGACCGCGGACCCCGGCGGCCAGACGACCUUCGACCCCGGCACACUGCUGCUGCUGCGGGCGCACACGCUCUGCGCCGACACCGGAGCGCUGCGCGCGAUAGGAGGCUGUGUGCUGCGGGUGUUUGACGGCGAGGCGCGGCUGAACGCCGGGGGGCACCAGUGCCGACUGCGCAGGGGGCCGUCACAGAGCGAGGAGACCCCGCCCACCGAGGCCCUCCAGCACCAGCUCGCCGUUCCCUGCACCACCAUCUUACUACGACUCUUACCUCACACCCCUGACGCUCUGCCAGCUCCCCACUACCUGAGUGGGUUUUAUUUCAGCGACGAUGCCAAACCCAACCGGUCCGAACUAGAAAUAAUCUCCACCUUCCAGAGGGACAGGGGCUUCCCCGAAACCGUGCGGAACAUGGUGGAACAUCUGGCGGAGAAGGAGAAGGCUCAAGUUCUACCUGAGCAGGCCCCAGGGUGGCUGGAGGACCGGCUCGAUGUGAGGAAGGGGAACCUAUCCCAUCAGCCCCCGGCUCUCCUCCCCGUGCUGCGCAUGGUGCGCUAUCGGCAAGAGGCUGGAGUCCGCGUGCGCGUCACACAGGCCUUCGGGCUUCCCGAUGGCCUGUACGUGAACGCGUUCACCAGGGUCCUGAAAGGAUCAGACACCCUCCGUGUCCCGGAGCUUCCCCAGGGGUGGGGAGGGGACGAGAAGUUCCUCACCUGUCGCCAUGACUACAGCAGUCUCCAGCGAGCCCCUCGGUGGACCGACCAGUCCUCGGUCCUGCACCCAUGCCCGGACCCCCACACGGUCCUGCUGGUGCAGCUGUUUGGGCUGGACGCUGUGUACCGGCCCGACCCCAGCGGCCAGGGCUGCGGCACGGUGUCCGCUCCGGCCCGGGGCCGCCUGGGCCUGGACUCCAAGUCCCAGCUGGCGUGGGCCCUCGUCCCACUGUUCGACGGUGCCUGUGUGAGAAGCGGGGUGCAUUACGCCCCGCUGUUCCAGGGGUCCCCCGACCGAGGAUUUCUGGGAUAUGUAGUUUCCUGCCCGGUGAAAGAGGCCACAGCAGGACACUUGAAGAGCAGGACGUUGAAGCUGUGGAGAGGCUCGGCGAGCCUGGCGGUCCAGGUGUGGGACGGACACUUUCUGGAUGACGAACGGCCCGACCUGCCUGUCCUGGAUGGCCUUCUGCCCGCAGACAGAAAGAAGAAGUUCCUGAAGACUCAGUGCAGCCGGUCGGGGAAGGAGCUGUCCCAGCUGGUGCUGCAGACGCUGGGCCGGAGGGCCAGGAGGAAGGGCCGCGGCAGUGUGGAGUACCAGAGGGAGGAGGCCUUCUACGAGCAGGCCAUGGGCUCCACCUUCUGCACCCUCAUGGAAACCUCACUGAUGAACGCUGGCUAUGGUCCUCUCUGACAAACGGACAUGGAGCUAUGAGCUACAGCAAAAAUAUGUGCAUUUAAUGUGUUAUCGCCACUCUGCCAAAACGAGCAGUUAAAACUGUCCCAUGGCUGAGGAAUGGUGCUUGACCAAAAUCGGUUUCUUCUGCUGAUUCCCUGAAAUGAUUCAGAAUGAUUUGUGCCGUUUAAACUGAAGGUGUCCACUGCAGCAGCCCUUGGGGAAUAAGAGACUGAGCGUGUUUAAGCACUGGUGGCAGGAGAAACUGAGCUGCUGUGGGUUUGCACUGUAUCCCUCAGAAACCAGCGGGAGAUUUACUGCGCAGUGAGUCAUGCGUUCUGCCCAGUGACAUCAUUGUGCGGGGCAGACACGGCUUUUCGUGAGAACAGAACGCUGUCUAAGAAACGCUCGACACACGCUACUAAUGCGCGAAUGCAAUAGUGUGCAUUACAUGGCUGUUUUAGCACUGCUGGCUAAGUGUCAGUACAUCAAACAGUGCUAUUUGGGACUUUUUGGGAGCUUUUCCGUUUCAGUUAAUGGUAACCCGCUUACUACGCCUCUAUGACUGUGACAACAUGUCUAAUAUAAUAAAGACUGUGUUUCCUUUCA
Messenger RNA from Conger conger (European conger), 3897 nucleotides. RefSeq lists its product as uncharacterized. The coding region runs from base 247 to 3306 and encodes 1019 amino acids. The transcript has 23 exons. NCBI's taxonomy places the organism in Eukaryota, Metazoa, Chordata, Actinopteri, Anguilliformes, Congridae. The record is from RefSeq and is a predicted model, not a curated record.